AUGGCCGGGCUGGGUGGGACGCGGGCGGCUGCGGGAGCCCGGAAGCCCCGGGCAGGGUCCGGCUGCCAGGGCCUCUCCCCUCGUCUCCCAGGGGUGAAGUUCCGUGGGAAUGCCGUGACUGAGGCGCGGAGCUGCAUCGCGGCAGGAGUUACCUGCCCAGGUGAGGGCCAUCCCCAGCUCUGCCCGGGGCGGGCCCGCGGGGCCGGAACGCCGCCGAGUUGGGCUCCUGGGAGCCUGCCGGGCCCUGCGGCCACCGUGGGCCGCGUGCCCACCUCCCUGCGCUGUGCCCGCGUCACCCCCGGCUCCAGCGGGGCGCUCCUGGAGCGGCCCCGAGCUGCCCGAGCGUCCCGGGGGCUCCUGCAGAGCCCGGGAUCCGCCCUGCCCGGCCGCCCCCGGCUCUCCCCUCCGCAGGCUCCAGCGUGGGGGGGCCUGGCGUGGCUCCCACCGCUCCUGCAGCGCUGCCAGAGCGUCCCGGGGCCGUUUGAGGCCGCGCCCGGCGCCUCCCGGGGGCGGUUAUGGAAACCCCGGACACGGAAACCCCGAGCCCGGCGGGGUUUGGGGAGGGCGGCGGGGCCAGGGGCAGCAGGGCCGGAGACGUUCCUGCCCUUUCCCGUUCCAGGCUCCCCCCGUGGUGAUCCAGGGGCCUUUGGGAAGCCUCCAGGAGGAGAGAGCGGGCGCAAGGCUCUCGUCGGUGUAAUUAACUCCGUUCUGGUUAAUGAGCGCUGGCAGCACCAGGGCUGUGUCCGGAGGCGCGGAAGGAGCGGCCGGAGCAGCGUGGCAGAUCCCUGCGGGAGAACCAGGAGGCUUCAGCGACGCCGGAGUCGGGGAAUUAAACGUGAACCCCUGCUUUUAACGUGUUUUGAUUCCAAAGCGUUUUUAUUUCCGGCUAAAGAGGGAUCAGAAUGGGGAUCGGGGCUGGAAGCCAGGGCUCCAGAACCCACCAAAGAGCUCCGCUAA
Molecule: messenger RNA, 957 nt
Organism: Vidua chalybeata
Lineage: Eukaryota; Metazoa; Chordata; Aves; Passeriformes; Viduidae
Product: collagen alpha-1(VII) chain-like
Exons: 4
Coding region: 1-957 (318 amino acids)
Source: RefSeq, a predicted model, not a curated record